Molecule: messenger RNA, 885 nt
Organism: Anastrepha ludens (Mexican fruit fly)
Lineage: Eukaryota; Metazoa; Arthropoda; Insecta; Diptera; Tephritidae
Exons: 2
Coding region: 105-491 (128 amino acids)
Source: RefSeq, a predicted model, not a curated record
AAUCAACCAAUCCCUCAUUAUACAACGAUUCGCAAUUACUACAAAAAAAAAAGAAAACGUAAAUACGGAGUACUUCAGGGAAAAAUAAAAAUAAUUUUCAGAAAAUGUCAGGUUUAAUCGACAAAAGAAAAAGAAGUCGGGAAGAUGACAUCUGUGAUUCAACGCCACUAUCCAAACGGAUUAAUCAGCUGCAUUUGACAAAUUUGGAUGAGCCCCAGCAGGCAUUACAACAACUGCAUUUUAAUGACCACACAAAACAAGUUAAUUUAGCUCAGGUAUACAACAGUAACCACAUCUGUACCAGUGCUUUAAAUAUGCAUUUGCAUAAUAAACAUGAUAUGACUGCUGCUGAGCAUCAUCAGCAACAACAAAUACACUUGCAACAUCCUUAUGCACCAGACCUGAACGAAGCUGAGAAUCCAUUCUAUUAUAUUAAGAAUAAGUUAUUGUAUGAAUUGCAUUUGGAACGUCUUAAGAGGUGUGUUGUAUAGAGCGAAAAUAAGAGAGAUAAGGUGGCAAUUGCAACAGAAAAUGUUCAUAUGAACAAAGCAAUUGCAGCAGUAAACAAAAGCAAGCUUAUACAAGCUAAGGCAUCUAUUUCUGAUGAUAACUAAUUUUAGGAUGUAAGAUAACAAAUAGUAUAACUAAAUGGAUAAACGCUAAGUGAUGUUUUUGUUUUUUUUUUCGUUCGUGCUAUUAUCAAGUAAUUUGAAAGAUUUUUCGGAUUAACAUAAACAACAAUUUAAUGCAUCUGAAGUCUUUUUAAGUGAUUGUAAACAUCAAUUAUUGAAAAUAAUCUUAAGCUAUUAUAAAAGCCAAAUACUAUUUGUUUGUAAAAGCCGUCUUGAAAAGCAAUAAAUUAUUUUUGUUUGUGAACCCCUGAAA